This is a messenger RNA of Vespula pensylvanica (western yellowjacket), 2783 nucleotides long. RefSeq names its product beta-1,4-N-acetylgalactosaminyltransferase bre-4-like. The coding region runs from base 134 to 1381 and encodes 415 amino acids. The transcript has 6 exons. NCBI's taxonomy places the organism in Eukaryota, Metazoa, Arthropoda, Insecta, Hymenoptera, Vespidae. Gene Ontology annotation, biological process: glycosphingolipid biosynthetic process; carbohydrate metabolic process. The record is from RefSeq and is a predicted model, not a curated record. Gene Ontology annotation, molecular function: N-acetyl-beta-glucosaminyl-derivative 4-beta-N-acetylgalactosaminyltransferase activity.
AGUAAAGGCAAAAGAGGAAGAGGAAGAUACGAAGAAGAAGAAGAGGAAGGAUCAAGAGGAAAGAGCGCCUCGUCGAAAACGGCGCUCUUGUUACGGUGGCGAUAGGAGGGAGUUAUGGUGGCUCGCACAUGCAAUGACUGUGGCCGCAGCCGUGGCACUGUGGCAUCGUGCCAACCUCUACAAGGCGAUGGCCUGCGUCGUCCUCGCGCUCAUUGCCGUUCAGUAUCUUCUAAGCGGGGUACUGGAUCGUCGAUCCAUCGAGACCAUAUUCACCAUUAACGCUACGAGAUACGCCGAUCGGACAUACAGGAACCAUCCUCGUGGAUUGAUCAUAUACGGUCCGGCGACCGUGUCUAGCAUUUUCAGAGGCAGCAACAACAACAACAACAACAACAACAACAACAAUGUCUCUUCGAAAAUGUUCCUAUCAAGCGGCAAAGGGGAUAAUGGUGGAAGUGGUCUCGCAAACAUUACCAAACCCGAAGCUGGAGUAUUUCCGACGAGCAACGUCGUUGGGUUGCCUCCUGGAAGCCCUCAAUAUGCCUCGAAUGCCACGAAUAACGCGACGAUUCAACAAUGUCCGCUUGUAUCUCCGAAUCUCGUUGGUCCAGUGGCCGUUAGUAAAAUUCCACCAGAGAUAUCGGUCAUAGAAAAAACGUUCACCGAGGUGAAUCCAGGUGGAAGAGGAUGUCCAACGAAUUGCGUAGCGAGAGAUCGCGUAGCCAUAAUCAUUCCGUUCCGUGAUCGCCCACAGCAUCUGCAGGCAUUACUCUUCAACGUGCAUCCGAUUCUCUUACGUCAGCAAAUCGAUUAUCAGAUCUUUGUGGUCGAGCAGGAAGGCACCGGAGCGUUUAAUCGAGCGAUGCUGAUGAACGUCGGUUACGUAGAGGCCUUGAAGGAGAGGACGUUCGAUUGCUUCAUUUUCCACGAUGUCGAUUUACUUCCGGAAGACGAUAGAAAUCUGUACACCUGCCCGGAACAACCCAGGCACAUGUCCGUCGCCGUUGAUAAGUUCAGAUACAAGCUCCCGUAUGCCGAUCUUUUCGGUGGCGUUUCGGCUAUGUCCCGAGAACAUUUUAAACUGGUGAACGGCUUCAGCAACGUCUUUUGGGGUUGGGGUGGCGAGGACGACGACAUGGCAAAUCGUAUAAAGGCUCAUGGUUUGCAUAUAUCUCGUUAUCCUGCUAACGUAGCUCGCUACAAGAUGCUAACGCACAAGAAGGAGAAGGCUAAUCCAAAGAGGUACGAGUUCCUGAGAACAGGGAAGAAGAGAUUCGCGACGGAUGGUCUAAGCAAUCUUCAAUACAAGCUGAUCGAUAAACAAAAGCCGAAAUUGUAUACGUGGCUUUUGGUACGACUGACACCACCGCAGCCUAGCUGAUGGCUACCAUGGAUCGGUUGAAGGCUACGGGAACUUCUUCUCACGGCCUUCCAAAAUGAUAUAUACAGAGUCCGCUUUCUUUUUCAGAACGUUCCUUCCUUCUAUUUUAUGACAAAGGUCCGAUAAAACUCGCACAGUGAGAGACGAAGUAUCCGUGAAGCGUGCGUUCUGUUGUAUUCUUUUUUUUUCUCUUAUUUCUUUUUUUUUCUCUUUUCUUUCUUUUUUUUUUUUUUUUUCUUUUGAACGUUCUCUAAAGAAAAAGAGAGAGAAUGAACAAGAUGAAGAAGAGAGCGAAGACUUCGAUCGGUAUGUUUCGUAAUACGAAAACGAACUUCCGCACUGUUGUUGUUGUUGUUUUCGAUUGUAUCCGGCGUGCGCGUUUAGAUAACUCGCGUCUAUUACUAUUGGUUUCCCUUAUAAAUCGUAGCACCGUGAGGGGUGGCGACGAAGGGGAAACGUCAUUGCGUGAUAUAUUUUUAUUCCUCAUAUUUUUUUAUUGCAACGAUAGGAUAGCGAGUGCGAUUAAAGAUGUAACGAAAGAGGUGACGUGCCAAAGGAGAGAGUGAAAGUGAAUCUAAGAAAGAAGAAUGAGUAUCGAGGAAGAGAGAGAGAGAGAGAGAGAGAGAGAGAGAGAGAGAGAGAGAGAGAGAGAGAGAGUGUGUGUGCAUGAAAUUUUUAUUAAAGAGUGUUUGAACGACGGUGAUUCGGUCGGACAAAAAAUUUCUUAGAAUUAAAUAAAGCAAGAAGUCGUUCACGUUAUCUCUGGACCUCAUUCCGAAUCUUCCUCAUUAGAUUGAAAAAACAAGACAAAAAUAAAGAAAAAAAAAAGAAAACAAGAAAAUAACAAAAGAUAAUAACACACACACACAUACACAAAGACAAGAACACACAAAAAAGAAGAAACAACUUUUUCCAGCCGCGGAACGUUGUCUGUCUACUUAAUUAAGCUAUACGUUUAAAUAACUUUAGGAUACGCUUGGAAAAAGAAUUUACUUAGCUUAUAAUUAAUCGUUAUAUUAUUAUAUAUAUAUAUAUACACAGACACACACACUUCUAUUUUGUUAUAUAAAAAAAUUUUGUAAACUCGCGAAUGCAGUGUCCACCGAUACCGUGGACGUUCGGUUUACGUCGUGUCGCUCGUUUGCACGAGAUAUCAAUGAAAUAUAAUAUCAAAUGAGAUUAAAAAAUAAAAAGAGAUAGAGGAUAGAGAAGAAUAGAAAGAAAGAAAAUAAUGAAAAGAAAUGAAGAAAAGCUUCCUUUUGGAUCAUCGACGCUUCCAUUUUCCAUGAUUCACACGCAACGCGAUCGAGAGGCAAAAAUUCAUCGCGUGAAUUUACAAGUAAUAUAUACGUACGUAUAUAUUAUAAGAUAUAAUAGCAAACGCGUAAAUAUAAUUAUGAAG